AUAUCUCAAACAUUGCUUCGAUACUGAUCAAAACGAACCUUCACUUUAUCUAGAAGUGACCCAUCUCCUACAAAGUGCCAAUCACGACAAAGAUGCGCCUCCCGGUCUACAGCUUCUCCUUCCUGUUUCUCUUGCCAUCUCUCGCCAUCGCGACUCCCGACAUCACCAGUACCAAUGCCACGACAUGCAAGGAAGACCUCCACUACGUCGCGUUCACCCUCCAACGCUACCUUCUCGAUCCGAAAGAAGUCGGCGAUCCAGGCAAGGUCAAGGCCGGCUGUCGCGCAGGAGAUGAGUUGGGCGACGCGAUUGAUCGAGUGAUCAAUUUGAAAGGGGAAAAAUGUAUUGAAUCCCCAGACAAUAAAACAUUUGGUGCCAUUAGCAUGGUCGUGACUUCGGACCUGAGUAAGUUCUUCCUAUUGUGCCCAAUUGAUUCACCCUUUGUCUCUGGCCGCCGCUCGUGAUGGGGACAACUUGGCAAAAUGACUGACGUCUCGCGACCUUUACAGCCGGAUUGUGGUGCGGCAUGAGGUACCACUCAGGCUCUCGUUGCCAUGGGCGAGCUUUCCGUCCCAGACGCUCCGUAAGUCUUCUCACCUCGCAGAUUUCCGAUCAAGAAUUCAGCCAUGAUGCGGAAUGUGGGCUAAUCUCGAUCGACUGGGAUGUGUUUUUGCACCCCUCACACAGUCCAAUGAGGGUGAAUUCAGCGACUGCUUCUAUCGU
Molecule: messenger RNA, 723 nt
Organism: Dissoconium aciculare CBS 342.82
Lineage: Eukaryota; Fungi; Ascomycota; Dothideomycetes; Mycosphaerellales; Dissoconiaceae
Exons: 1
Coding region: 93-464 (123 amino acids)
Source: RefSeq, a predicted model, not a curated record